Molecule: messenger RNA, 252 nt
Organism: Penicillium angulare
Lineage: Eukaryota; Fungi; Ascomycota; Eurotiomycetes; Eurotiales; Aspergillaceae
Product: short chain type dehydrogenase
Exons: 2
Coding region: 1-252 (83 amino acids)
Source: RefSeq, a predicted model, not a curated record
AUGUAUAAUGAGUUCUUUGAGGGAUUUGAGCCACUUAUUGCUACUGAUAUUGCACAGGCAGCUAUUUACAUGCUCCAGCAGCCGCUGAAUGUGUCAGUGAAAGCAAUGGAUGUUGUUCCUUCAGGUAUGUAUUGUCGAGUCCAGGUUCUUGUCUUGUCUCGUGGUUCUAAUGAUGCCUUUCAGCGCAACGAUCGAUUAACGUUUUCGAUCGAACAUGGAACGAGCGAAGGGGAUGUAUAUAUGGAUAUUUAA